AUGGAGCAUAAAAAACUAUUAGAAAAUGUAAUGAUUGAAUUACUUAAGGAUCCAGCUUGUCCGAUAAAUUAAGUAAAAUUAAUUUAUUAUUUAUAGUUUUAAGAUUGGUAAUUCAUAAGCAUAUGCCAAUAACUUUAAUUAUAAAAUUUCAGCAAUAUGAAAGAUUAUGAUUUUCAAAAGAAGUUUGCUUAGUUCUUUAUAAAUUAUUUGGAGACAGAAAAUGAAAUUUAAAAUAUUUUAGAAUAAUCCUCAAUAAAAAGAGGUGAUUCAAACAAAAUUCAUGAAGAUCGUUCACAUCAAAAUAAUUAAUGUUCAUAAAGUAAGUUUUUAACAAAUUCAAAUUAAGUGUCAAAUAAAUAAAAAAAUGACUAUUCUGAUACUAUUAGGAAUAAGAUAAAAGUUAAAUUGAAGAAUUAAAUGCCUUCAAAUUUUUUGGAAAUUGAAGAAAAUCCUAGCUCUCCUAAUUCAGUUAAUUAAUAAUUAGUGAUAACUUAAGCACCAAAAAUAAGUUAAUAAAGUAUUGAUCCUUCAAUUUCAAUUAAUAAUCAUUAAGAUAAAAGUUUAUAAAAAGAAAAAAUAGAAAAAGUCACAUCAAAUGAGUAGAAAUUAAAGCAAUCUAUAAUUGAAAGAUAAGUUAAAGAUUUUGAUUUUGAACCCUAUCAAAGAAAAAAGAAUAAAACUAUAAAAGAAUUUUAAAAUUAAGUUCAAUCUGUUUAGAUUUUCUAAGUAAAUGAUAACUUUGGAAGUAAAUAGUACUUUAAUAUUAAUUAAAAAAAAUAAGAAGGAGAAAAUUAUUUAAACAAUAUUGAGAACAAAAUAAUUGAAUAAAAUAUUAAGAAGAAUUAAUAAAUUUAAAUUAAAAAAAAAUCUUCAAGAGCAAUAAUUGAUACAUCUCCUGAAAAAGAGGAAAUUGUUAUAGAAAUUUCAGAUUCUGAAUCAGAUAAAUAAAGAAAUAUUUCUAAUUUUGGAAAUAAAAAUAGAAAAUACUAAAUGGAUGAUUUAAUUUAAGUAAAAAGCAAUAAAAUAUAUCGUAAAUAAAAUAUUUAAAAAUAAAAACUAUUGGUUUAAUAAAAUAAAACAAAAGAUUUGGAUUUUAAUUUAAUAAAGUAGGCCAAUCCUCCUUUAAACAAAGUUUUAUUGAAUCAAGAUAAUUUUUAAUCUAUUGAUAGAAUUGAAUUUGAAAUUCAAAAACAAAAAUAGUUAUUGGAAAAUUAAUAUAACUAAAUUUAAUCUGAGCCUUACUAAAAAAAAACAGAUUUUUAUUAAAAAAACCUUGAGAGAAAUAUUUAAAAUAGUUCUAGUAUUUGUAUUUUGUAAUAAAAAAACUCAUUAUAAGACAUUCAGAAUAUAGAUUCAACUCCAAUUUAUAAUUCAAUUUUUGGAAAUUAAAAGGAACCUUAAAACUUUAUUUAUUAAAAUCAGUAAAUCAACCAAAAUGAUUAUUCUGGAAUAAAUAUUGAAAACAAUUAAUAAUCUCUGAAAAAUUAAAAUCUAUAUCCUUCUCAUUUUAAUUAGAACAAAUAAUUGUAUCACUCAAGAUAACAAUAAAUUCAUGUAUAAAAUCCUUACAUUUAAAACAAAAUGUUUUAGUAAUCAGAUAGUAACCCUUAAUUUUAAAGAAAUACAAGAAGAAUUCUUGAAAAUGAUUAAAAUCUAGAAGGAUAUGAGAAAAAACCAAAAUUAGAAAUUAUUGAUGUCAGCAAUGAUAGUAUUGAGUAAUAUACAACAUUAAAAAAAUAUCUUUAAAUUAAUAAUAAUUAAAAUCAGUGUAAUUAUUGUAAACAAAUAGAUGGAAAAAUUAAAUUGAUAGAAAUUGAAGAUGAAAUUAAAAUUUGUUAAUCUUGUUUAUUUGAGAAAUUGAAUCCAUUUAAAAAAAUUAUUUACAAUUUAGGAUAUUUAGAAUAUUAAUAUUAAUCAAAAUAAUAAAGUAAAAUCCAUAUUGAUUUUACAAUUUAAUAAGAGCUAUUUUUAUGUCCUGGAUUGUAACUUGAAAUUAGAUGUGUUAUGAUGAAUAAAAAUGGAUUAACAGAUUUUACUUUUCCUAAUAGUUGUAUUCUUCAAAUUAAUGGAGCAAUUAUUUAAGAAUUUAAACCUCUUAUUGAUAAAUCUUGUUUAAAAAAAAGAAAAGACUAAUGCAUCUUAAUUAAUCUUGAUACAAUUCAAAAAACAUAUGGAAUAUAAAAAAAAUACACUCUCACUUGCAUAGAAAUUAUUCCAGAUUCAAAGAUGAGGUAAGAAAUACCAUAAUAGAUUUAUAUUUUCGGUUUGUUUUUGGUUUAAGAUUUAAGUUUGGAUUAAGUUAUUCAUUCUAUAGUUUAAAAGAGUAUCUUGUCUCAAAUUAAAAUUGAUGUUUAUAAAAACGAAAUCAAAGUAGAUAAAUCUAAAGUUAGUCUUAUUUGUUAAUAUUCCUUUGAUUUAAUAAAAAUACCUGCAAGGUAUAAAUUUAAUAAUAAUUUAGAGGUGAAUUUUGUUAACAUCAAUAGUGUUUUAGCUUAAAUAAUUAUUUAGAUAUGAUGAUUCAUGCAGAACAUAUGAAAUGGAUUUGUCCAAUUUGUAAAAAAAAUUGUAUUAGUUUGAUAAUCGAUCAUUAUUAAUGGGAAAUUUUGAAGAAACUUUAAUAGCUGAAUAUUAAACUUGAUUAUAUUACUGUUAAUUAAAAUGUAAAGAAAUAUUUUAAAGUUUUAAGGGUACUUUAGAUACAAUGGAUCCUUUUUAUCCAAUAUUUUCAGAUAAAAAAAUUAAAAGUUAUAGUGAUCUCAUUUCAUAAGGGUAUAAUAAUUUUGAAAGAAGUUUUCUUUAAUUCGAGAAUGAAAAUGAAAUUAUUUCAUAAAGUAAAUUUCAACCUUAAGGUGAAAAUGAAUUAAAUGCUAUUCUAAUUGAUUGA
Paramecium sonneborni is the source of this 2884-nucleotide messenger RNA. Lineage: Eukaryota; Ciliophora; Oligohymenophorea; Peniculida; Parameciidae. The record is from the annotation of a GenBank genome assembly.